Molossus molossus (Pallas's mastiff bat) is the source of this 2632-nucleotide messenger RNA. It is a transcript of the gene ADORA1, whose product is annotated as adenosine A1 receptor. Lineage: Eukaryota; Metazoa; Chordata; Mammalia; Chiroptera; Molossidae. Gene Ontology annotation, molecular function: G protein-coupled adenosine receptor activity. Gene Ontology annotation, biological process: G protein-coupled adenosine receptor signaling pathway. Bases 453 to 1433 code for a protein of 326 amino acids. Gene Ontology annotation, cellular component: membrane; synapse; dendrite. The transcript is spliced from 2 exons. The record is from RefSeq and is a predicted model, not a curated record.
CCUGCCCCGCGCAUCCGGGAGCUCCGGGCGCACCAGGUGCCCUCGCUUUGAGCGCUGCCUCUGGGACUCCCUGGCGGCCAGCAGGCAGGCUGGUGAGCUCCUGGCGUCCCGUUCUGUGGGCACAAGUGGGCAGCGCCAGGCAUGGGGGACCCUGUGGGGUGUGUGCGGGCAGCUGCUUCACACCUGAUUACAAAGCGAGUGCAGGAGUGAGCGCUGCUCUCUGAAGUUGCUGAAUGGUACCUCUGGGGCGAUUCCGGGAGGGACAGAGGGUAGGCAGAGAGAGGGCCAGGGUGUCUCCCCAGCCUGGGCAGGAACCAACUGUGUCCAGCAGGGCACUUCUCCAAAGGGAGGGGACUUCCACAGUCCCAGUCCGCGCCCCACCCACAGGCCUCCCACCCCAGGCCUCCUGCUCACAGGUACCUGCUGUCUGAUGUGCCCAACCCUUGGCUGCGAUGCCGCCCUCCAUCACGGCCUUCCAGGCUGCCUACAUCAGCGUGGAGGUGCUCAUCGCCCUGGUCUCCGUGCCGGGGAACGUGCUGGUGAUCUGGGCCGUGAAGGUGAACCAGGCGCUGCGGGACGCCACCUUCUGCUUCAUCGCAUCGCUGGCCGUGGCUGAUGUGGCCGUGGGCGCUCUGGUCAUCCCUCUGGCCAUCCUGAUCAGCAUCGGGCCGCAGACCUACUUCCACACCUGCCUGAUGGUGGCCUGCCCCGUGCUCGUCCUCACCCAGAGCUCCAUCCUGGCCUUGCUGGCCAUCGCUGUGGACCGCUACCUCCGCGUCAAGAUUCCUCUCCGGUACAAGACGGUGGUGACGCCCCGCAGGGCUGCCAUGGCCAUCGCCGGCUGCUGGACCCUUUCCUUCGUGGUGGGCCUCACGCCCAUGUUCGGCUGGAACAACCUGAGCGCGGUGCAGCGGUCCUGGGUGGACAAUGGCAGUGUGGGUGAGCCUGUGAUCAAGUGUGAGUUCGAGAAGGUCAUCAGCAUGGAGUACAUGGUCUACUUCAACUUCUUCGUCUGGGUGCUGCCCCCUCUGCUGCUCAUGGUCCUCAUCUACCUGGAGGUGUUCUACCUGAUCCGCAGGCAGCUCAACAAGAAGGCGUCGGCCUCCACGGGCGACCCGCAGAAGUACUAUGGGAAGGAGCUGAAGAUCGCCAAGUCGCUGGCCCUCAUCCUCCUCCUCUUCGCCCUCAGCUGGCUGCCCCUGCACGUCCUGAACUGCAUCACCCUCUUCUGCCCUUCCUGCCGCAAGCCCAGCAUCCUCACCUACAUCGCCAUCUUCCUCACGCAUGGCAACUCGGCCAUGAACCCCAUCGUCUACGCCUUCCGCAUCCAGAAGUUCCGGGUCACCUUCCUCAAGAUUUGGAACGACCAUUUCUGCUGCCAGCCUGCACCCCCCAUGGAUGAGGACCCCCCGGAAGAGAGGCCGGAUGACUAAGCUCUAUCUGCCCACAGCCAAAGCCCCUCUGCUCGGCCCUCACCUCCCCGCUGUCCGACUCGUCUCCAUGCGCCUUCCCUGGCCGGGCUGUGGGGUAUGGGUGCCCUACACCUGUGGGUCCUGCAAGAGGUUUGGGGACAGUCCAUGGGGAGGGAACCAGGUCACUUGAGGGGAGGAGAAAAGUAGCUUGACCUUCCCUCCUGCCUGAUUGUCCCAUGGUUCAGGCAAAGGGGCCCAUGGCCAGGUCUGCUCCCACCGGCGGGGGCACUGCUUGUCUCAGUGGGGGUGGCCGUGCAGCCCUGGGACCAAGCUAAAGGAGAGGAGGAGAAGGAGAGAAACUGCGUGUCUUGGCCUUGCUUUCUCUCCUCUUCUGUGGGAGAAGGUGGCUGGAGCCGCGGGGGGCAGAGAUGAAGGAGCCGCGGUCCCGACCUCCCACAGCCUCAUGCUCCGAGCCGUGCUGGGUGCCUGCCCCUUGCUCUGAGCAGCCGGGGUCACAUUGGGCGGAAUCAUUUCCAACAUGUGCUCUAUUCUGUACCAGCAUUUGGACCCGGUGGGGUUCCAAGCCCUGGAAGGUGCGGAGGGGUGUGUGGGCCUCACACAGCCGUCAGGUGGCAGCACUGACCGUCCCGAGGAGGAGCCUGGAGUGAGGCUGCCUGUCCUGCCCCAGCCCUCAGCCAGGCCUGGACUCCCCUGAGUGACACCCAUCCCUGCUGCCUCUGGCCUGAAGGAGACAUGUCGGCCUGGGAGCACUGUGCCCGCCCGUCGAGGGGGUGGGCGAGGGACGUGUCCGACUGUGGGCGCUCCAGAGAUGAGAAAUGCCAGGCUGGGGCAGGACAGCAGAGACCGCCGUCCUGAGAGUGUGGGCAGGAAGGUUCUGCUGGCCUUUAAAUACCCCUGCACCCCUCCGAUUCCCUGGCGUGCGGCCCAGCGUUCAGGGGCUUUGGGGUCCUGCUGCAGAGUCGUGGAUUUUAGGGUGUCUGGGGAAGGACCAUGCCCUUGCAAGCCCAGAACCCCUUGUGCAGAGGGGUGAGGGGCGAGAUUCCGAGUGCGAAUAGCGACUCCAGGCCCUUCCUCUCUCAGAGGCGGGUUUGCCCUGAGUCCCGGGGGCCCCCUGACUAACAAGAGACUGUGAACCCACAUGGAGAGCACACGGCUGGGUAACCACCGUUUCCCAGGGCAGCAGACACCCUCUGCAGAGA